This is a messenger RNA of Monoraphidium neglectum, 1566 nucleotides long. RefSeq lists its product as hypothetical. The transcript has 4 exons. The record is from RefSeq and is a predicted model, not a curated record. Lineage: Eukaryota; Viridiplantae; Chlorophyta; Chlorophyceae; Sphaeropleales; Selenastraceae. Bases 1 to 1566 code for a protein of 521 amino acids. Gene Ontology annotation, molecular function: ATP binding; protein kinase activity. Gene Ontology annotation, biological process: protein phosphorylation.
AUGCAUGUCGCUGUCAAGGUGUUCUGCAAGGCCGCCAUGGCCGGCAACAGCGGCCUGCUGGGACAGGCUGUGGCUGAGAUCCAGCUUCACGAGGAGCUGCAGCGGGAGGUGCUGCGCGACGGCGUGCCGCGCCUGCUGGCAGUCAACGAGGACGAGACGCACCUGCACCUCAUCUUCGAGUACGGCGGCAAGAGGCUGCUGCGAGAGGUCGUCACGCUGAGCGACGGGGAGCGGGGCGAGGUGGGCGACGCGAUCGUGGCGGCCGCGACACCCCUGCUGGCGCGCCUGCACGGCAAGGGUUUGUCGUACAACGACUUCAAGCCGGAGCAGCUGCUGCUGACAAGGCGCCCCGAUGGCGCGGGCUUCCGCGUCAACGUCUGCGACCUGGGGGCGGCGACGGCCCUGGGCAGCCCCCCCACAGCCUGCACCCCCAUCUACGCGCCCCCCGAGGCCGGCCCCGACAUGCUCAACUACAUCGCCCGCCUGCCGCACCCCAAGCUGGCCGACUCCUUUGGGGUCAAGUACGACUCGUGGGCCCUGGGCGCCACGCUGGUGGUGGCCCUGUUUGGGUCCAACCCGUGGGAGACGCCCGAGGCGCGCGCCAUCGCCGAUGACUACGACGCCUACGACUCGGCGGUGGUGGCGCGCAUCGUGGCGGCGCCGCGCGCGUACCGCGACCACGCCCAGUUUUCGGCGCUGCCGUCCGACGUGCGCGGCUUCCUUGACGCCGCCCUCGACCCCAACCCCGCCACCCGCGCCACGUGCCUGGAGCUGUGUUUCAGCGACUACGCGCAGCGCCUGGGCGUCCACGACUGGGCCACCACGCCAGAGGCGGCGCCGCUGCUGCGCGGCAAGGCGGAGCGCGCGGCGGCGGCGCUGGCGGCCGCGGAGGCUGAGCGCGCGUCCAAGGUGAGGGCGUUCUUUGAUGCGGCGACCGCUGAGCUUGAGGCGGCGGAUCAGCGCGGCGCGGCGCUGCGGGGCCGCGUGGCGGCGCUCGAAGAGGAGGCGCGGGCGGGCGCUGCGCGCGAGAUCAAGGCGGUCGUGGAGGGCUGCGGGGAGCCUCGCGCCCCCAGCCGCGCCAGCAGCCGCAGGCUCAGCCCCAACGGCGCCAGCAAGCUGGCGUGCGUUGACGUGGCUGCGCUCUUUGCCGCUGAGUGCGGCAGCAGCAGCUGCACGGGCGCCAGCGUCGCCACCCACGUGGCGGGCGCCAUGAAGCCCUGCGCUGUCUCAAGCGGGGCCGCGGUCCGCAGCACUGGCGAUGUGAGCUGCAGCGACGCACGCGGCGACGCGUGCGCGGCGCUCGACGCCGCUUCCAGCUGCGAGGCGGACGCGGCGGCCGCGAUUGCCGUCGUCACACUCACCAGCACCAGCAGCGGCGCCAGUAGCAAGCAGCUUUCGCUCAAGAGCGGCGGCGCCAAGAGCCCCUGCGCCGUCCGCGGCGGCCGCGAUAUGCGCACGCCCGCGGAGCGCGUUCAGGGCGCGGCCCACAAGCUGCGCAAGGAGGCCGGCAGGGCGGCGGCGGCCCUCAAGGGCGCCUUCUGCAUGCGUGCGCCUGCGGUGUACUGA